Molecule: messenger RNA, 1225 nt
Organism: Branchiostoma floridae (Florida lancelet)
Lineage: Eukaryota; Metazoa; Chordata; Leptocardii; Amphioxiformes; Branchiostomatidae
Exons: 2
Coding region: 79-630 (183 amino acids)
Source: RefSeq, a predicted model, not a curated record
ACUAUGUGGAUUUAGUCACAAGAAAUACUCGCUCCUGAUUGGCUGAGGAAAGAUGGCCAUGUUCUAAGAGCGGGUUAGAUGCAACAAACCUUACAUGUGGGCUCACUCCGUGUCGCGAACUGGACCGGCACGGACCUCACUAUGAGCGCGCCGGCUCCACCCGUCCUGCGCGGAGAUGCCACCCUUGUGGGGCAGAUUUUGUUAGAUGUUGUUAAAGCGGUGCGGGGAGAGGCUCCCCUCCUGGAGGAGGCUCUCCUUGCUAGAUUCGAAGCCGACGUGCCGCCCCGAAGCCUCAGCGACGACGAGCUGGCGGAGCGGCUGGAGACCCUCACGGGAGAGAACUCCGGUUUCCUCCUAGACACGACGGGAAAGGACCUCAAGGCACACGAGACGAUCGUCCGCUUGGCGCACUUCUUGAUCAUGGCCGCCAACGAUGCCGCGGCACCCAGGCUGCCGAUCCGAUCAUCCAAGGCCGGCAAAACCGCAGCCCAGGCGGUCGCAAACCUCCUGGACCCCACCGACGAACCGCCCCGAGAGACCCGACGCCACCAGUUCGUCCGGCCUCCCUCCGCCAGCCAAAAAGGCAAAGCCAGUCCCACUGGAGGAGGACUCGAGCUCAAGCUCCGGUAGCGAGAGCGAUCUCGAGGAGAUGCGAGAGCUGGACAAGGCGAAGGAGGCGUGCCUGGACCCCCUCGUUCACCGCUACCCCGCAAAACUCCACGGGCCACUGCUGCGCCUGCAGGAGACUGAAGCCAUCCGGGUCGGGGCCAAAAGGAGCGUGGUUGAGCGCUAUAAGAACUUAGCGAAUUUCGUCCUCGAAAACCCCUCGAAGACAAACAUGUGGUAGCUGGUGGCCGUAGGGGCAGUCAGAUUAGUUCACAAGGUCAUUCUACUUCUGGCGGUUUUCGGCCAGAUGUGCAGUUAAACGUAAAUAUGGGCCGUUCUAAAAAGUAACCGAACAGUUUGGACGUACGAUGUUUUAUAUAAAAAAAUGUAUUCGCAAUUAAUUCAUGGGGAUGUUGUAGUUUUGCAGAUUUUUAUCAACAGUUAGGGACUACUGGAUCAUUUAUUCUAGCAACUGGACGUAAAGAAACGCUGUAUCAAUAUUCAUACCACUAGGGAUUGACAGUUGCUUUAACCUCUACGCCAAAACGGACACAACAAAUGCUUGCUUGCACAACAUGAAAUCAUCUGCUACACGGAAUGGAUCUAGGACAAUUUCCUA